Aphanomyces astaci is the source of this 704-nucleotide messenger RNA. Its product is annotated as RdgB/HAM1 family non-canonical purine NTP pyrophosphatase. Gene Ontology annotation, biological process: nucleoside triphosphate catabolic process. The transcript has a single exon. The record is from RefSeq and is a predicted model, not a curated record. The coding region runs from base 28 to 603 and encodes 191 amino acids. NCBI's taxonomy places the organism in Eukaryota, Oomycota, Saprolegniomycetes, Saprolegniales, Verrucalvaceae. Gene Ontology annotation, cellular component: cytoplasm. Gene Ontology annotation, molecular function: nucleoside triphosphate diphosphatase activity.
UUCUUGUCAUCCACUGCCGAGUACAUCAUGGCGAAGCGCGUGGUGACGUUCGUGACUGGAAACAAGAAGAAGCUCGAAGAAGUGGUGGCGAUCCUGGGCAGUGACUUCCCCUUUGAGGUGCGCAACGUGUCCUUGGAUCUCCCUGAGCUGCAAGGCGAUCCCGAGUACGUGUCGGCGGAGAAGUGCCGCCUGGCCGCGGCUCAAGUGAAUGGACCGGUGUUGGUCGAAGACACAUCGCUUUGCUUCAACGCGCUUGGAGGCCUUCCCGGUGUGUACAUCAAAUGGUUCUUGGAGAAGACUGGCCACGUGGGUUUGAACAACUUGCUGGCAGCGUACACUGACAAGUCCGCGUAUGCACAGUGCAUCUUUGCAUUCCAGGACUUCGAUCAAGGCCAACCGUUGAACGACCCCAUCCUCUUUGUGGGUCGCACCCACGGCAAGAUCGUUCCGGCGCGGGGUAGCACCGACUUUGGCUGGGAUGCCGUGUUCCAGCCGGACGGGUUCGACCAAACGUUUGGGGAAUUGGACAAGGCGGUGAAAAACACCAUCUCGCACCGCUAUCGAAGCCUCGAAAAGCUUCGCGAGCACGCAACCAAGCAAUGAAUUGACCUUUAAACCAUCGUGAAAUGGAAAUGCCUUUCCUUCAAACGGACAUACCGACGAUGUAUACUCAUUAAUGACUUCCAGUAACGUUAACUACGUCG